This is a messenger RNA of Gastrolobium bilobum, 918 nucleotides long. Its product is annotated as MFP1 attachment factor 1-like. Lineage: Eukaryota; Viridiplantae; Streptophyta; Magnoliopsida; Fabales; Fabaceae. The coding region runs from base 65 to 526 and encodes 153 amino acids. The transcript is spliced from 2 exons. The record is from RefSeq and is a predicted model, not a curated record. Gene Ontology annotation, biological process: lateral root development; mitotic cell cycle.
UCCUUUCUCUUUCCCCCCUUUAUUUUCCACUCACCCUUACAAAAAAACCCAUCCCUAUCUGAUAAUGUCCGACCCGGAAACCACACCCGAACAAGACGCCACUCCUCCUCCACCGUCACCGAUGGAGGCUCCGCCGCAUCCCGAACCUGUCACCGCCACCAAGUCCGGCGCUUCCUCCUUCAGCAUAUGGCCUCCCACACAGCAAACCCGCGAUGCCGUCAUCAAUCACAUUAUCGAGACCCUAACAACUCCCUCAGUCCUCUCCAAGCGCUAUGGCACAGUGUCCCCUGACGAAGCCUCCGCUGCCGCCCGCCAGAUCGAGGACGAGGCCUUCGCCGCCGCCGGUGUCUCCGCCUCCGCAGGCGACGACGGCAUUGAGAUCCUCCAGGUGUACUCCACGGAGAUCAGCAAGCGGAUGCUUGACACCGUCAAGGCCAGAGCUCCGGCAAGUUCCGCCGCCGAUAAUGGCGGUGCCUCUGACGUCCCCGACGAAGAGGGCGUCGCUGCUGCUGUUUCUGACUCUUGAUUGGUCAUCCAGUAACAGUGAUGUUUUGGACCGUACCCUUAAUUUUUGAUUCCAUGGGCAGAUUGACUUGCUGAUCAAUUGUUAGUGGAUGUUAUAUGCCUAGAAAUGUUAUGAUUUACUUGCUACUUUUUGGUUUCAAAUAUCGAGAAAAUCUUUAGCUGAACGAAAUCUGAGUCAACUGUCUACCAUGAUUCCAAUCAAUGGGGAGCAACAAUGGUGUUUCUUUUGUUCUGCGAGCACUUUUGAGUUGUGUUAAUCAUAUAUUGUGGAAUUGCAACUAUAUCAACUAAGGGUUACCACUACCAGAACAUCUUCUGUAUCUUUGCAUAUCCUUCAAGAAUGCAACAUCUUCUGUUACCUAAUUUCUCCCUUGGAUUCUAUGCUCUUUAAAA